AGCGCAAACGGAAUCGUCGAUGAUGAUGAUGAUUAUGAGCCAAAGUCGUACGAGGAACUCCGACAAGAUGCUAUUCAUCAUUACAGACAACAAAAGCGCUACUUUGAGCAAGCACAAACCGCCUAUCGCCACGGUAUGAAAGCAGCGGCCAGCUUUUACGCACAACAGGGACACUUGCAAAAUAGUCAGUUGAAGAAGGCGAAUCGCUUAGCCGCGGAGAAGAUCUUAGAAAUUCGAAAUGGCACCUUGCCCAAAGGGGUACUCGAUUUACACGGGCUGUUUGUCAACGAAGCCAUCAGUGCACUGUCGAAAUUUUUGUCAGAUUUCAAAAAUGGCAAGUAUUUUCUGUCUUAUUUGUCAUUGGACUUUGACUUUUACGCGUUCGUUCAAAGGUAUCCGAAAGGAGGUAACAGUGAUCACUGGCAAGGGGAUUCAUUCGGAUGGUGGACCGAGGUUAAGGCCAGCUGUUACUAA
Molecule: messenger RNA, 474 nt
Organism: Soboliphyme baturini
Lineage: Eukaryota; Metazoa; Nematoda; Enoplea; Dioctophymatida; Soboliphymatidae
Source: the annotation of a GenBank genome assembly